AUGCCCUCGGCGGACGCAGAUAUGGCGGACCAGACCGACGAUGGGCAGGAUCUGCUCGUCGAAAAGCGCAAGGCGCUCCAAGAACCCGAUGCGACCCCUGUCCCCAAGAGACUCAAGCCUAGUGCCCACGAGGGAUCGACAGAACCCGCCGGUCCACCACCAGCCCCGGCUCCCACAGAAAGGGUCCCUUUCCCGGAAAAGCCUGCAGCCCUCGAGGAACGCAAUGGCGAGAUCGAAUUCCGAGCUGUAAACAACGACGGCGCCCCAGAGAGCAUGAUUAUUCUGACAGGGCUCAUGUGCCUGUUCCAGAAACAGCUCCCAAAAAUGCCAAAGGAUUAUAUCGCACGGCUCGUUUACGACCGCACCCACCUGUCUCUCGCCAUCGUCAAAAUGCCGCUGGAAGUUAUUGGCGGGAUAGCCAUUCGCCCGUUCCGUGCCCGCAAAUUUGCCGAAAUCGUCUUUUGCGCCGUCUCGUCCGAUCAGCAAGUGAAGGGAUAUGGAGCGUACAUGAUGGCUCACUUGAAAGAUUACGUUCGAGCCACCUCACCCAUUAUGCACUUUUUAACGUAUGCAGACAACUACGCUACGGGAUACUUCCAAAAACAAGGCUUCACCAAGGACAUCACCUUGGACAAGUCUAUCUGGCAGGGCUAUAUCAAGGACUACGAAGGGGGCACCCUUAUGCAAUGCUCCAUGCUCCCCCGGAUCCGGUACCUCGAGGUCGGCCGGAUGCUUCACAAACAGAAGGAGACGGUGCUGGCCAAGAUUCGCCCUAUGAGCAGGAGCCACAUCGUUCAUCAGCCCCCUAAACUGUGGACACUCAACGGCACCGUCAGCCCGAUAGAUCCCCUGUCUAUCCCGGCCAUCCGGGCCACCGGCUGGUCUCCGUCCAUGGACGAACUAUCACGUCAACCUCGCCGCGGACCCCACUUCAACGACAUGCGACGUUUCCUGGCCGAGAUUCAGAACCACAAGCAGGCAUGGCCUUUCCUCAAGCCGGUCAACAAGGACGAGGUUCCCGACUAUUAUAACGUGAUUGCGCAGCCAAUGGACCUGUCGACCAUCGAGGAGAGACUGGACCAGAACGAGGUCUACCCAACCCCGAAGGAGCUUGUCGCAGACAUCAAGCUGGUCAUCGACAACUGUCGACAGUACAACGACUCGACUACCGUCUACCACAAGUGUGCGAACAAGCUGGAGAAGUACAUGUUGGGCCUCAUCAAGGAGGUCCCAGAAUGGCACGACUUGUUGGAGGAGUGA
Molecule: messenger RNA, 1260 nt
Organism: Gaeumannomyces tritici R3-111a-1
Lineage: Eukaryota; Fungi; Ascomycota; Sordariomycetes; Magnaporthales; Magnaporthaceae
Product: histone acetyltransferase GCN5
Exons: 2
Coding region: 1-1260 (419 amino acids)
Biological process (GO): chromatin remodeling; positive regulation of transcription by RNA polymerase II
Cellular component (GO): histone acetyltransferase complex
Molecular function (GO): protein binding; histone H3 acetyltransferase activity
Source: RefSeq, a predicted model, not a curated record